This is a messenger RNA of Desarmillaria tabescens, 1260 nucleotides long. RefSeq names its product thiolase-like protein. The record is from RefSeq and is a predicted model, not a curated record. Gene Ontology annotation, biological process: secondary metabolite biosynthetic process; fatty acid biosynthetic process. The transcript has 3 exons. Gene Ontology annotation, molecular function: fatty acid synthase activity. NCBI's taxonomy places the organism in Eukaryota, Fungi, Basidiomycota, Agaricomycetes, Agaricales, Physalacriaceae. The coding region runs from base 1 to 1260 and encodes 419 amino acids.
AUGUCAGAGAUGAUGCAUCUGAUGUCCAGUGCUAAGAGGCGGGCAGACCAGAUGGAAGCAGAGGCGAGCGACAUUGCGUCGGAAAUCGGGUACAUAGGAGUUACGCAGUAUUCGUAUAAUGAAUCAUUUUUAAAAAAUCACCUAUUGAUGGGAACAACGCCCCCGGUUCAUGCUAGAGCCCAGGAGUUUCCGGGACUGGUUACGCAGGACAAGGACGUAACUCAAAUUGUAGACCUCUCCUUCGCUAUGGCAGAUGGAACGUCGACCGUUCUCCUGGGAUCUAGGAUAUUUCUCCUUCACCACUUUCCGAAUCCUAGAAAGCCUUCACCAAAUUCUCUUGUGCCCUUCCUACCAGGACUCGAUCGAGGCCAUUUCCUGAGCCCAACUGGACAAUGCAAAGCAUUCGAUGCAUUCGCUUCCCGAAGUGAAGGUUGCGGGAUAUUCGUCUUGAAGCGUCUGUCCGACACUAUUGCCGAAAACGACAACAUUUGGCGUCUCAUCCGAGGCAUCGAAGUCAACCAGAGUGGUCUGGCUCACUCAAUCACUCGUCCUCAUGCUCCCACCCAGAUCACGCUCUUCAAACAGCUAUUGGAGAACACGGGCGUCGACGCCAACAGAAUCAAUGUCGUCGAAACGUUUACGUCCAUCUUUGAGACGCUUAUCAGUCAAUUGGCGAGCUCAAUUAUGGGACAUCGGGUUGCAGGGAUAGCUUUAUGUCCUGCUUCCGUGUAUCUGGAACAGUUGUUUGCUGGCAUCGACUUGACUCGUAUUCAUCUGGGUUCUGAGUCUAAUGACAAACAGGCGAUCCUCCGGGCUAUCAAGUUCAUGCACGGUUUGGUAUAUGACGAGUCCAUUACGCGCAUUGUCGUGACGGUGAUCACUUUGACCGGGGACGCGGGCACUUUCAGCGUCAGCUCGCGAGCAGAAGGUUCGAAUGAGCAGAUCUCGCAUGCCCAUGACGAAUUCCGUCUCCAGUCUGCAGCUGCCACCCUCACCAAAUUCACUCGUGCCCUUCCUACCAUCAACCGCUACAUCGCUGCGGUCACGAAGUCCAGCUCACAGCAGAAAACGUUCUCGACGAGGACGGUCUACGACGGAUUGUUCCAGCGUGUGGUCGACUAUUCCAGGGAAUAUCAUACUAUGCAGUCCCUCAUGAUUGAUGCCAGCCAUAUGGAAGGAUGCGCACGAGUUCGCCUUCCCCGCGAUCAUGACAAAGGACCAUGCGUCGUGCACCCGGUGUUCAUGGAUAACUUCAUGUAG